UGUGGGAUGACCGGGAAUGGAGACGGAAGCACGCCCAUGAACAUCGACACCAAAAUCAAGGCCUACCGGUUCGUCGCCUACUCGGCCGUAGUAUUCUCGGUGGUGGCCGUGCUCUCCGUUUGCAUCACUCUGCCGAUCGUCUACAACUAUGUGCACACUGUUCGCCAGCAACUUUACCACGAAGGAUCGACAAAGGAUGUCUGGGCCGAUGUGUACAGUUUGAAACGGCAUCAAUUUCCGCAUAAUCGCACAGCCCGUCAAGUCGACUACGGAGAGUCAGAGACGGAAAACGACACCGGUUACAUACCCUUACCACGAGUCUACCCUGGACACCACACUGAUAUUACAUGCGCAGGCUGUUGCAUCCCUGGACCUCCAGGGGCUCCAGGAGCUCCCGGAAAACCUGGACGACCAGGAAAACCAGGAGCACCUGGAAUGCCAGGAAAUCCUGGGCGCCCUCCUCCACUGCCCUGCGAUGUAGUCACUCCUCCACCAUGCAAACCCUGCCCACAAGGACCACCUGGGCCACCUGGACCUCCUGGUGAACCAGGAGACAAUGGUGUAAAUGGCGAACCGGGACCGCCUGGAGAUGACGCGGCUCCGGGAGAUCAGGGACCAAAAGGACCCUACGGGCCUCGCGGACGACCUGGAUCUCCAGGUGAACCUGGAGAACUAGGUGUGCCAGCCAUUUGUGAACCACCCCAAGCAGGAGAUCCUGGUCCUGACGGUGAACCUGGACCUGAGGGACUCGUUGGGCCUACUGGACCUCCCGGAGACAAUGGCGUUGCAGGUCAACCCGGCGCAAAAGGACCUCCUGGACCAGAUGGAAAGCCAGGAGCGGAUGGAAAUCCUGGUCAUCCAGGGCAACAAGGUCCACCUGGUCGACCGGGAGAGCGUGGCAUCUGCCCGAAGUACUGUGCCAUCGACGGAGGAAUCUUCUUUGAGGACGGCACUCGUCGUUGA
Angiostrongylus costaricensis is the source of this 963-nucleotide messenger RNA. The record is from the annotation of a GenBank genome assembly. Lineage: Eukaryota; Metazoa; Nematoda; Chromadorea; Rhabditida; Metastrongylidae.